UUUCUGUCGGUGACAUCAUACUCGACCAGUCGGUGGUUCUGUUCUGAGAAAGGGUUUCCCUACGUUAGUGACUCAUUCGACGUGUUUUUCUCGUAAAGGUCGGGUUAUUUUCUACUUCUCCGAUAUUUUCAUAACGUAAAUAAUACGAGCCUCUUUGAUAAAACUGAAAGUGUAUAGUUUUUUUAUGUAAUAACGAAAUAAUACAGCUGUUUUCUAAAGUUUAGUCGAUCAAGGUUAACUUGAUUAAUAAAUAAAACAAAAUGAAGUCUGAUCUCAGCGAUGGCAUGUCAAAUCAUUCGGAUUUCUCAAAUGAUAGCCAAAAUUCUGUUUCCACCGCAGAGUUUUUGACCAAUAUGGGAAAUGGAGUUAUCUUAACCCAAUCCAAUUUUAUAUCUCUCGAAGGUCUCAAUUCCGGAGUCCCGACACGAACUACGCCUACAUUGACUCCGACCACGUUACGAAACAUAGAACAAACAUUUAUCGAACUUCAAUCAAAACCAGAAAGUCACGAAAAUGAAGCGGGAUUCGUACCACCUUUAGUGCAUUCUAUUGGGCACAACCAGUAUAUCUCAGCUUCAGACGCCGACAGCUUUUCAUCGAAAUCCCAGCCGACUUGGCACAGCAACUUAUCUCAAUCUAGCUCGGAUUGUGACACUCGUUUAACUCCACCAUUGUGUCAGAAAAACUCUACUAGCAGCGGACAAUCCCGUAGAAAUAUGGGAGGAAGAAAACCCACCAAAGAUCUCAACUGUAGCCCCGAAGAAGAAGAAAGGAGAAGAAUUCGAAGAGAAAGGAAUAAAGCAGCAGCCGCUAGGUGCAGGAAAAGAAGGGUCGAUCAUACAAAUUCAUUGAUAUCAGAAACUGAAGAUCUCGAACAAAAAAAACAAAAACUCCAAGACGAAAUGCUAGAAUUACAACAAAUAAAAGAACACCUAGAAUUUCUCCUCGAUACCCACAAAGUGUCGUCGCAGUGUCGUUUGAAUACGCAGAGCCCCCCGGACAUCAAACCGUACAACAACAAUCACUACACCCCCGAACGCGUUAAAACUGAAUACAUAGAACCAAUGAACGACAUAUUCUUACUUCCUAGCCCUACGAAAAAAAUAAUGUUUUCAACAGUGCCAAUAUCGAAACCUACUAGACCCAAUACCCUCAAUGUAGGAGCCACAGCACCUAAAACAGUUUCAGAUAUACUCGGUGGACCGAUAUCCACACCUUCCUCUGGUUUAUUGUUCAAUUUUGAAUCUCUAAUGGGCGGGGGUACUGGACUAACACCCGUUUCAGUAGCUACACCUUUAGUGCCAUCUUGUAGUACGCAGCAGAGAAAUAUUCCGAUAGGACUUUCAACGUCCAAUAGAGAAAUCAUCCUUCCUGAUCGUAAUUGUUUCUUUAACUUCGAUUUUUAAUAAUUGAAAAAUCCCUAGCGAUGAAAAUUUAUAAAACUUGGUGAUUUUCAAUAACUUUAUACAUAAUAUAUAUUUUGUGAUAGUAAUACAAAGUGAUGUAUUUGUUUCGAGAAUGUAAUAUAUAUAUUUUGCUACGAAACCAUGAAAUGCCUUUUUUUUAUAUAUAUAUAUAUAUAUACACACACAUAAAUAUAUAUAUAAAAGAUUCAUAAUAUAUAUUUUCAAUUAGCAAAAAUAUUCCCUCCAUUUAAAUGUUUCAAAUGAAUUUAAGGAUAUAUAAUAUAUAUUUUUUGAUAUAGGAGUGCUUCUCAAAUAAAAGCAAGUUUGUGUUAUUAAUUAUAGGAAUUUUAACGUUGAGUUGCAGAAAGCCUACUUAACAUUCGAGUGAAUUUAUUAUUAUUAUUAUUAUAUAUAAUGUUAAGGGGACUUUUUAUAACUUGUUAUAAUAACGUUAAUCGUGAAUUAUGAGGCUAUUUGAGGUGCCCUGUUCGUUUACCAUUAGAAUUUUUCUAAACAUACUUUUUUGCAAUAAAGCGCUUCUCAAAUAGCCUCGUACUUAUUUUCUAAAUAAAAUUAUAUAAAAUUUAAUAUAUUGAUACUAUAUUUUCAGUAUAAAUAGCAAUAUUUAAGAUUACAUUUUUUGUAAUCAGUCAAUUUUAUAAAAGUAGUUUUUGUCAAAGUUUUGUAUUUAUUUGCUGUAAUGCUAAUUAUAAGAAAUACACUUACUAUUUUCUAAACCGAUUCUCUUAUUUU
Molecule: messenger RNA, 2159 nt
Organism: Diorhabda sublineata
Lineage: Eukaryota; Metazoa; Arthropoda; Insecta; Coleoptera; Chrysomelidae
Gene: kay
Product: transcription factor kayak
Exons: 5
Coding region: 261-1406 (381 amino acids)
Biological process (GO): regulation of transcription by RNA polymerase II
Cellular component (GO): nucleus
Molecular function (GO): RNA polymerase II cis-regulatory region sequence-specific DNA binding; DNA-binding transcription factor activity, RNA polymerase II-specific
Source: RefSeq, a predicted model, not a curated record